This is a messenger RNA of Adineta ricciae, 849 nucleotides long. The record is from the annotation of a GenBank genome assembly. Lineage: Eukaryota; Metazoa; Rotifera; Eurotatoria; Adinetida; Adinetidae.
AUGAAUAUAAAAGAAUUGAUUAUUUAUCCAGUGAAAUCAUGUGCUGGUAUUAAAGUACAAGAAGCACUUGUAACAAAAUAUGGUUUAGCAUAUCCAUCAAACCCUCAAGUAUUUGAUAGACGAUGGAUGGUAGUGAAAAACGGUCGACAUCUAUCCCAACGAGCUCCCGAUAUGAUCGAUCUCCAUAUUCCAAUUCAUUCACUACCAAAAGAAGUCAUUCAAUGCUAUUGUUGGGAUCAACCUAUUUUUGGUCUACGUUAUGAUAAUAACGUUUCGCAAUGGCUAAGAACAUUUCUUGAUACAGAAGAUGAAAUUGAUUUAGUUGUAUUUGACAAUGAAAAGUUUCAAGGUCGUUUAACGAAAGAUUGUGAAGCACCUAAUAUCGCUCGGGACAAUGAUACAAUUGUUUAUCAUGAUAUGUGUCCAAUACAUUUAUGCUCGUUAAAAUCAAUUGACGAUUUGAAUACAAGGUUAAAGAAAAAAGUUCAAGUUUAUAAUUUUCGACCAAAUAUUAUUGUUGGAAAUAUUGAAAAACCUUAUGAUGAAGACUAUUGGAGGGAAAUUGAAAUUGGUCAAGUUAAAUUAACUUGGAUUGCAGCUUGUCCAAGAUGUUUAUUACCAACAGUUGAUCCUAAGACGGGUAUUAAAGACCCUGAUCAAGAACCUUGGAACACAUUACGAAGUUAUCGUCUUAAACCCGAUAUAUAUCGUGAUAAAGCAUUAUUUGGUAUUGAUUUAGCACCAACAGAUGAGAAAAAUAAUAUUUCAGGAAUUGUUCGUGUUGGUGAUGCAAUUCGAAUUUUAAAAGAUGAACCUCAUUUUUGGGAUAAAAAAGAAUUAUCAUCUUGA